Penicillium crustosum is the source of this 1722-nucleotide messenger RNA. Its product is annotated as MFS transporter. Bases 1 to 1722 code for a protein of 573 amino acids. The record is from RefSeq and is a predicted model, not a curated record. Lineage: Eukaryota; Fungi; Ascomycota; Eurotiomycetes; Eurotiales; Aspergillaceae. Gene Ontology annotation, biological process: transmembrane transport. The transcript is spliced from 2 exons. Gene Ontology annotation, molecular function: transmembrane transporter activity.
AUGGAGGUCUCUGAGACUCCCAACUCCUUGCAGUUACCAAAUUCCAUUCCCUUCUGGCGACUCGUCCUCAAUCCCGGUGCUAUCACCCAAGAGGUCGUUGACCAUCGUUAUGCCGGCUCAGGGACCGAAGAAGAUCCAUAUGCCGUGGAAUGGAUGCCCAAGGACUUUCGAAACCCGCUCCAAUUAAAGACAUCCAUGAAAUGGUUCAUCACCGUGGUCGCCGCUAUCGAGACCUUGGUCGUUGCGCUGGUCUCGUCCGCCUAUACUGGUGGUCUCGUUCAAAUCCAGGAACGAUUUGGCGCAACCACCGAGGUUGCCACCUUGGGAGUAUCCCUCUACGUACUGGGAUUUGCCCUAGGUCCCCUGAUCUGGGCUCCCAUGAGUGAAAUCUUCGGUCGCCAACUUGUCUUCGUCACCACCUACUGCGGACUGACCAUCUUUUGUGCCGCAUGUACAGGCGCAGAGAACAUCACAACCCUACUGAUCUUCCGGUUCUUGUCCGGACUGGCCCUAUCGGCCUUCGCCUUGGCUCCAUUCCUAGGACCCGUCAUUGGGCCCAUCGCCGGUGGUUUCCUCGGUAUGUCGAGCGGAGGCUGGAAGUGGGUGAUGGGUCUCUUGGGCAUCCUCUGUGCUGUGAUGUGGAUUUUGGGAGCCGCGUUGAAGCCUGAGACCUAUGCCCCCGUUCUUCUUCGCCAGCGUGCAAACACUCUCUCCAAGCUCACCGGUAAGGUGUACGUCAGCAAGUUAGAUAUCGACCAAGGGCGUCUCACUUUGAAAGCCGCCUUGAAAAUCUCUCUCUCGCGGCCCAUGAUCCUUCUUUUUCAAGAACCGAUCGUCCUACUACUAUCGAUCUACCUUGCCAUCAUCUACGGAACCCUCUAUAUGCUGUUCGGCGCCUUCCCGAUUGUAUAUCAGCUCCAUCGUGGAUGGAAUCAAGGUGUCGGCGGUUUAGCUUUCAUCGGGGUUAUGAUUGGUAUGAUUGGUGCGGUCGCGUACUCAAUUCCUGAAAAUAAGCGCUACGCAAAGCUUCUCCAGAAGAAUGGUGGCUACGCGCCUCCAGAAGCUCGCCUUCCACCGUGUAUGCUGGCCUCUGUUGCCCUCCCCAUAGGACUCUUCUGGUUCGCAUGGACCAACUCUCCAUCCGUCCACUGGCUUGUAAGCAUCGCCGCUGGAGUUCCGUUCGGCUUCGGAAUGUUACUCGUCUUCCUCAGUGUUUUCAACUACCUGAUCGAUGCUUACACUAUUUUCGCGGCAUCUGUCUUGGCAGCUAACACGCUAUUACGGUCGUUGUUCGGAUUUGCAUUCCCACUGUUCACCAAAUACAUGUACGAAGAUUUGGGCAUUCAUUGGGCAUCCUGUGUUCCGGCUUUCUUGGCUCUCGCAUGUGUACCUUUCCCUUUCCUGCUCUACAAAUAUGGACUGUCCAUCCGAAAGCACUGCAAGUACUCUGCGCAGUCCGAGGCCUUUGUUCAAAAUCUUCUUCGGGGCAUGCAGAAAGCCGCCGAGGAGUCUGCCGAGAUUAAGCCUGAAACAUCCACACCCACAUCGGACGAUACAGUCGCAUCGCUCCCUAGCAAGGAGACGCCCGCCGAUGUUCAUUCAAUUCACCAUACUCUUUCGCGCACUUCCACCAAUGCCACGCAUCCCAUUCAUCGGGUGCCCACAUAUGAAGCCAACCCUUACAACGUCGACCGCGUUCAUACAAGGGAGUCGUUCAAAUAA